AGGGAUAGAAGCUUCAGGACAGAGAGAGAGAGAGAGAGCGAGAGAGAGAGGGUACUGAAAUAGAGAGAAAUUGCAACGGAGAGAAAGUGGGGGGACCGCGUAAAGAUUGUAUAUUGUCUGCCAUUUGUGCAGGCCAAUGAAAAAUAACAAGUAAUAUAAAAGUCAAACGUUCGAGCGACCGACAGAGGAGAUUAUUGCACUGUUAUUCUACAGAGGAAUAUAAAAAUGUCGUCUCCAAGUCCGGGUAAAAGGCGAAUGGACACCGACGUGGUGAAACUUAUUGAAAGUAAACAUGAAGUCACAAUCUUGAGUGGACUCAACGAAUUCGUAGUGAAGUUUUACGGACCACAAGGAACACCGUACGAAGGGGGAGUGUGGAAGGUCCGAGUAGAUCUGCCGGACAAAUACCCUUUCAAAUCUCCAUCCAUAGGGUUCAUGAAUAAAAUUUUUCAUCCGAACAUCGACGAAGCGUCAGGAACCGUGUGUCUAGAUGUAAUCAACCAGACGUGGACUGCGUUGUACGAUCUCACCAACAUCUUUGAGUCGUUCCUGCCCCAGCUGCUGGCCUACCCCAACCCCAUAGACCCGCUGAACGGAGACGCGGCCGCCAUGUACCUCCACCGGCCCGAGGAGUACAAGCAGAAAAUUAAAGAGUACAUUCAGAAAUAUGCAACAGAGGAGGCGCUGAAGGAGCAGGAGGAGGGAGCCGGGGACACCUCGUCAGAAAGCUCCAUGUCGGAUUUUUCGGAAGACGAAGCGCAGGAUAUGGAAUUGUAGUAUAUAGAGUCACCCCGUAACCACAGAGACUAUGUGAUUUCCUAACCAUGAGAAGCAGACUUAAAAUAUUCAUAUUUAAACAGGGCGAUUUUGUUUUUUCUGUUUUUUUUUUAUUACUAAAAAACGAAAACAAAAAAACAAAAAAAAAACAAGGAUUUUUAUGGAUAUAGCGUCGGUGUAUAUCUCACCCUCUUAGAUGUUCUUCACCUCUCGGUCAUUUCUCUUCCUGCCCCCCCACCCCCCCCCCACUUUAAGGCACACAACAUCUCCCCACAUUCCACUUUGGUAGCUGCAUAGCUCGAAUGCAUGUGAUCAUCCCCCCCCCACUCCACCCGGUCUACCGUACUCACGUGCGACUAAACUUCUAGAACAAAAUGGAGGGCCCCUCCUGACGGGGAGGCCGAGGGGAAGCUCGACUCUUCACCAUGUGACCCGUCGCCGUGGAAACGCUGUACUCGCGUUUGGGCUGCGACCGGAAAGUUCCCACUCCUUUAGCCCCCUUUUAAAGUUUUUUUUCCCCCUCUCUAUUUUCCUUUUUAUGACAAAAGAGAGUGUUGAAACUUGAUUGGAUAUGUGAAACGCCGUCUGGUACACUCGCCGAUCGUUACUACCCACUCAGCGUUGGCCUCUCUCCGCGGCUGUUUUUUUUUUUUUGGCGGCUGGUUUUCUUCCCUCUUUAAGUUUGUGGAUUGUUACAGAUACCGAAACGGGUGGCGGAAAUCUGAGUGGUUGUUCCGUGCCAUUAUCGCGUUUUGGCCUUCCUCUGGAUCGGACCGCCAAACCGCCGCCUGUCGUGGCACGUCCACCACCCGCCAUCCUGUCCAACCGCCCGCGUUUCCCGCUUGAAUUAGGGGACUAGCAGGCGGACGUCGAAACGUUAAAGGGGAUGUUGUUUCUGAAUACCAGGCCAGCGUGCUUGAUCCGCUGAUACUCACCGGAGAAUAGUGUUCCAAACUCCCUCUCACCAUAGACAGUGGUUUUCAGUACAGCACACCUGCUGACUCAUGCUAUUAGAAGCUACACGCGUGUGGAAUCCCGGUGAAUAUUUUUGAACAAAGUUCCUGUCCGAGUUCCUCCCCCCGAUUUCUCUCCCCUUGCUCUCUGAGCUCCAGCAGCCGUUCAGGGUGUCGCAGGCGACCGGCAGCCCGCAGGACGAGCUGCGCAGCGGAGCGUCCGGUCGCGUGACUGCGCAGCAUCCCCCUCCCCCUCGUGUCUGUGGGGGCGCGUUAUUCCCCUUUAAAUAACCACAGAGUGCUGCCGAGGGCGCUGGACACUGUCCGUAUCCAUAAAGCACAAUUAUUAUUUUUUAAGAUGACGUUUUGUUUCAUGAAAAGAGAAAUUUAAAAAGUCUGCCUGUACCCCCCCCCCUUCAUUUUAUAUCCCCAUCAGUUUCCAGAGAACUUUUUUCUUUUUCUUUUUCUUUCUUCUUCAGAACAUCCUUUUGUACACUGUGGCAUGAUACAGAAGUGAAGUUGUGUAGGGCUUCGUUGAGCUAAUAUGAUAAUAUUUAAGAGACGCUUCCGCUUGUGUGGCUUCUCUCUCGGGGUUAGAGGUGCGUACGUAGCGCGUGUUGGUUUUGCUCGGUUCUUCUUCACUAGAAGGCGGGAAUCGCGGUGGGGAAUCUCUGCGGGGUCCUCGUAAAACUCGUCGAACUUCUCAACUUGCCUAUCGCUUGUGCUAAACUAUAUAAAUAGGUGUUUGACUUACGUAGGGAUAGUUAGUUUGCUGGGUGGUGAAUUCAGUUUAAAAAAAAGUAUGGUUUUAUUACUCAUAGAAAUAGCUUUGUUUGAGCUAAUGGGGGAAAAAAAGGUGUUUGAUUUCAGUUAGUCUAUUCUGUGGAUUAAAAAGAUAUUCCAAAGAUGUGUACAUCCCUGCUUGUCCCUUUAUGCAAAUUCAGCAGACUUGUACAGGUCAACCGAUCUCUGAGUUCACAUAGGUUGCUUUUUUAAAUUUUUUAUUUUGGGACACAGAUUAACAGAGAAUUGCGUUUAAGGAUUAUAGCGUAACAACAGAGUGCGUAAGAUCGUCUUCAUGCAAAUGCAGAGAUGGAAAGAUAAACCUGUAAUAUGUGAUCAAUGCCACACUGGGAUAAAGGAUUAACCUUGUUUUUUUUUUUUUUUUUUUUUUUUUUUUUCUUUUCUUUUUUCAGUAUUCUCUUGAGGUCUGGCCGUUAAAGGUGGCUGGAUUUUCCAGCCGUGGCCUCAGAUUUUCGGAUCAGGACCAGGUCGACCCGUCGAUUUAAUGCCAAACAGAGUGGCCUGACUCUGCUUCCUGAGAUGGGGCAGGCGCAGUUGGCCGCUGUUACUCGGGUCUCUUCAGUUUGUCCGAGUCAGCUUACCCUUUACCCCGAGCUGUCUGUCUAUUCAUGGUAGGAAAAGGGGCUAUUUUAACAAAUUUAAAAAAUCUAAUAUUUAAUGGACACCGUUGUUAUAAGACGGGUAGUGGUGGUUCAUCUAUAUUGUACCGUAUGAGUACACUUGAAUUAUUACUUUUUUAAGUUUUUUUGUUUUGUUUUGGUUUUUUUUUUGCCAGUUUUUAUAUCUUUAUUUCUUCAAAUUUAUGCAGUAUUGUAUUCCAGUCAAAUUAAGAAAAUAAUUAAAAAUGCGGCUGUGUGUUAACAUGCUUGUGUUUAUUCAUUGGAAGGCACAUGCAGUGCAAGGGGGAGGCAGUCUUGCACAGAAGAGAGAGACCCAAGCGCUGGGGUUUCUUAAUUUUCCCUUUCUUUUAGGCUAUGGGCGAAGCUUGUUGACCUGCAUACACCAGUGUCUCGUGGAAAUGAGCCACAAUGGCCGCCUGCCUCUCAACCACACUCUGUUGCUAUGGUAGCAGCACAUGACAACAACAAUGUGGGACAAUCUGUGUAGAAAAAUGAAGUCAGUGGUUUUAUGUUGUGUUCCCUGCACCCCCCCCCCCUCCACUCCCCCUCUUGAACCACACUGACAUGAGGAAUAUUUAUAACCUUUAUCAACCUUGUUUGUUUUUAACCCUCAUGUCAAGUAAUAAAUGACCAGGCAUCCAAAAUUCUGAAGGAAAUUUAAAAUAAAUGUGCUUCCCUUGUAACUUUAAUAAAGUAAUUAAAAGGCUGAAAAAAUUACAUUUCUUCUGUUCCAGGAUUUUUAUUCAUACCUACAAAAAAAGGUAGCAACAGGCUUUUCUCCCUGAGGAUGUGACCCAGUUUUAAUACACAUGGCUUGUGUCUCCAUCACGUAUUACAAGACGAUGGGUGCAAGUGAGUGUAACCUCUGUAUUUUAACACGCACACGCGCUCGCACGAAGUCAGGGACAGCGCGAGCAAUGUACAGUUCAGCCUACUGGCUGUGGCUGGUUGCCUCUUGUCUCUUAGCAACGGGAAGAUAAAUUUCCGUCUUCCGCCAGCAGCUCCGGAGCUUGCGGCUUCGCGUUACUGUUCGGAUGGUGCAAGUGCAAGCGAACCGAACAGGGCUGACGCUAAGUUCUGUCCGUUUGUUUUGCUUCUUUACCGCGGGGCGUGCAGUUUCGGACACGACAAUAGCAACGUUACGUUAGCAGUCUUUAUUCGGUUCCUCGUUUGUGCGUGAUACUUGAGAAAUUUAAAGGGCGGUUUGAAUCCGUCCCGAGUCUAUUUCUCGCCCCCCCCUCUCUCUUCACCCUCCCACACUUUCUUCUCCGCUUGUUUCUUUUCCCCCCAUCCCUACCCAUUUCUUUGCAUUGUGAUUAUGUAGUGGGCAUGAGUGUCGUAAUGACAAAUGCCCUCUAUCUAUAGGAUUAUAACCUCUUAAAUAGUUGUGUACAAAUAAACUGUAAUAACUUCUUUUUUAAUAAAAAGCAUUAAAUGUGUACAAAA
This is a messenger RNA of Anguilla rostrata (American eel), 4600 nucleotides long. It is a transcript of the gene ube2h, whose product is annotated as ubiquitin-conjugating enzyme E2H (UBC8 homolog, yeast). The record is from RefSeq and is a predicted model, not a curated record. Gene Ontology annotation, molecular function: ubiquitin conjugating enzyme activity. NCBI's taxonomy places the organism in Eukaryota, Metazoa, Chordata, Actinopteri, Anguilliformes, Anguillidae. Gene Ontology annotation, biological process: protein polyubiquitination; ubiquitin-dependent protein catabolic process. The transcript has 7 exons. Gene Ontology annotation, cellular component: nucleus. Bases 226 to 777 code for a protein of 183 amino acids.